GGGCUGCCGGGGCUGCUGUCCAGUAGCUGGGCCCGUCGCGUUCUAGGUCUGCUUGGCUUCGUGCUGCUGCUUUCGUGGUACGUAGGCGGGCGGGCAAGACGGACGGGCUCCGGGACCGGGCCGGGCCUGCACCUGCUGCCCUGGAGCUCGGGCCCCGGCGAGCCCCGUGCCGCGGCGUCGCAAGCCUGCGUGGAGGCGGCCACCCGCACGUGGCGGGCGCUGCAGGAGCGCGGUGAGGCGGUGCCGCUAAGCCCCCGGUCCCCCGACAGCGCCGCGGCCUCGGACCCCUUCUCGGCCGCGCCUCCCGCCCUGGUGGGUAACGGCUUUCUGGCUCUGGACGUGAGCCGCAACCGACUGUGGGUGACGCCCGGCGAGCGGCAACCUCCCGUGGCUCCGGAGCUGGCACCCUUCGUGCAGCUGCGGCCGCUGAGCGCUCAGGCUGAGGCGGGCGCCGCGGCGCUGCUGCUGCGCCAGGGUCUAGUGCGCCGCGUGCGCUGCCUGCAGCCGCCGGAGCCGCCCCCCGGGGCCGGGCCCGGAGCGGCGCCGGGGGCCGGGGGGCCGGCGCCGGGGACCGGACCUGGGGCCCAGUGCGUGCUGCUGCAGGAGGACUUUUUGGCGCACCGCGCGCGCCCCCAUCUCUACGUGCAGCGCAUCCACAUCCACAACCCCACGGAGCGUGUGGCAGCACUCUGGACGGUGGGCCCCACUCCAAGGCCUCCCCUCAAGACUUUUACCAGCACCCUGGAGAAGGCCGGCGACCACCAGUUCCUGCUCCAUUCGGGACACUCGCCUCCGUUGCCCAACGGCAAGGUCAGUCUGGUGGUGGUGGCUGCCAAGAAGCUGGUGGACUUGCUCCAGGUGGCCCCCAAGUCCCUGCUGGAUGAGGCCGUUCUUUGGGUGGUCUACAUCUCAGAGCCCUUGGACCUGCGGGCCCUGAAGGCCAAGGGGGCUAAGGAGAUGAAAGAGCUGAAGACUCUUCAGGACAUGGCUCGCAAGGAGAUAUUGGAAUUAAUGGAGAUCCCUGUGGUUGAUCUCCUCCAGGACCACCAGCAACUCUGGGCUCAGCUCUUUGCCUCAGGGGUUGAAAUGAAAAAGAUCAAUGAUGCUCAUACACCAUCUAGCCUGACUGUCAACUUGACACUGUACUACAUGCUAUCCUGCUCUCCAGCCCCCCUACUGAGUCCCACCCUGAGCCGGUGGGAACGAGACCAAAUGGAGUCAACUCUGAGUUAUGAAGACCAUUGCUUCAGUGGUCAUGCAACCAUGCAUGCAGAGAACCUUUGGCCAGGGAGAUUGUCCAGCGUUCUCCAGAUCCUGCAGCUCUCUGAUGUGUGGAAAUUAACACUCCAGAAACGGGGAUGCAAGGGACUGGUGAAAGUGGGGGCCCCUGGGAUUAUGCAAGGAAUGGUGCUCAGCUUUGGGGGUCUGCAGUUUACAGAAAACCACCUUCAGUUCCAGGCAGAUCCUGAUGUGCUCCACAACAGCUACAUCUUACAUGGGAUCCACUAUAAGAAUGAUCAUAUCAACUUGGCUGUCCUUGUGGAUGGAGAGGGAAAGCCAUUCCUACAUGUGUCGGUGAAGCCCCACAGCCCACCCACCAAGAUCUAUGCCUGUGAGGCUGGGUGCCUAAAUGAGCCCGUGGAGCUGACCUCAGAGUCCCAAGGCCACACUUUUCCUGUCAUGGUGACCCAGCCUAUCACACCCCUCCUCUACAUCUCCACAGAUCUGUUGCACUUACAAGACCUGAGGCACACCCUGCAUCUGAAAGCUAUUCUGGCCCAUGAGGAGCACAUGGCCAAACAGUACCCCGGCCUGCCCUUCCUCUUCUGGUUCAGUGUGGCUUCACUCAUCACACUGUUCCAUCUCUUUCUGUUCAAACUCAUCUACAAUGAAUACUGUGGGCCUGGAGCCAAGUCGCUCUUCAGGAGUAAGGAAGAUCCCAGUGUCUGAGUGAGUUAACAGUACCGCUUUCAGCCUCCAUUUGCACAAGACACCCAGCACCCGAAAAGUCCUGCUGCUUCGAACAAGGGACCUUUUGAAAGCAACAACCCUAUUGUGCCUUGUUGGGGGAAACCAGUGACUCGGAAGUGUUUGUGGCUGUUGAGGAGUUUUACUCUGGAAUGAAUGAGUGUCACUUUGGGAAUGAGGGAGGGAGAGAGGCCAUGUUGACUUUUUGUAAACUUCCACCUUAAUAAAGUGAACCUAUUUGGAAAUUACUUGAAAUUGACCUUACUCCUUCAACUUUCCCCCUUUUUUCUCUUCAAGGAAGAGACCACCUUCCUUUGUCCUCCACCUCCCUCCCCCACCUCCCUACCCCCACCUUCCCUUUCUCCUUUUUGGAAAUCUCAGCUAGAAAAACUCCUUUUUCCUAAUUUAAUGUCUUCUACCUUGAAUGAACUUUUAAUUUAUUUUUGCUUGGGAUUUUUGAAUGAUUUCAGCCUCUACUUUAGACAGCAAAUCACUGAAAUGAUUUUGGAGCUGAUUUGCCAUUGGGGAGCUCAGCUGUGUGUUUCCAGUGUGGUUCAUUCAGGGCCCAGUCAGAGGGAGUCUCCCCAAGGGCAGAAGGAUACACAUAGCCUGAACUGGAAGACGUUACAUUACUGGGUUAAAUUGGAAGUGCUGUUUCUUAGCCUAUGGAGAUUUGUGUGUUUUUGUAUUUUCAGGCUGUUUGGGGAUGGGCAUGGGAGGGGAAUUAUUGGGCUUUCUAGUGACCAAUGAUUGUUGAGUUUUCAAAUACCAAAGCUUUUUUGUUUUGUUUUUAAAUAAAUACCUUUAAAACAUA
Molecule: messenger RNA, 2782 nt
Organism: Gracilinanus agilis (Agile Gracile Mouse Opossum)
Lineage: Eukaryota; Metazoa; Chordata; Mammalia; Didelphimorphia; Didelphidae
Exons: 3
Source: RefSeq, a predicted model, not a curated record